AUGAGUCGUGGCUGUGUUGACUUACGAAAACGUUGGGACGAGCUUGUUGGUAAAUCUGAACAAGAAGCAGUUAACGCAAUUAGACAAGAUGGUGAACAAAAUAUUGAAGUAGUCGAUGAUGGUACACCAGAAUCAAUUGCAGCAAUCCAAAGUGGUGUUGUUCGUGUAAUUUUAGACGAAAAUAAAAAAGUUAAAUAUCCACCACUUCGACAAGCCUAA
Rotaria sp. Silwood1 is the source of this 219-nucleotide messenger RNA. The record is from the annotation of a GenBank genome assembly. Lineage: Eukaryota; Metazoa; Rotifera; Eurotatoria; Philodinida; Philodinidae.